UUUCGCGCCGCCGGCUGCCGCUGUGGAACGGCGGGUCCAUGUGCGCAUCGAGCAGCGCUGCUGCCCCUGCUUUCGUCCGCCUCGCCUAGCCCAGCCUGCCCUGGCCCUGACCCCCGGCCAUGGACCCCAAUACCAUCAUCGAGGCCCUGCGGGGCACAAUGGAUCCGGCGCUGCGAGAGGCAGCCGAGAGGCAGCUCAACGAGGCUCACAAGUCAGUGAAUUUUGUUUCAACUCUUCUCCAAAUCACUAUGUCGGAGCAACUUGAUUUACCAGUGAGACAGGCAGGUGUUAUCUACUUGAAGAAUAUGAUAACUCAAUAUUGGCCUGAUCGUGAUACUACACCAGGGGAAAUCCCACCUUACUCAAUACCAGAAGAAGACAGACACUGUAUUCGUGAGAAUAUCGUAGAAGCCAUUAUUCACUCUCCUGAACUGAUCAGAGUACAACUUACUACUUGCAUUCACCAUAUUAUCAAGCACGAUUAUCCUAAUCGUUGGACUGCAGUCGUGGAGAAAAUUGGUUUUUAUCUUCAAUCUGAUAAUAGUGCUUGUUGGCUUGGAAUUCUUCUAUGUCUUUACCAGCUUGUAAAGAACUAUGAGUAUAAGAAACCAGAGGAGCGGACCCCUUUGAUAGCAGCAAUGCAGCACUUCUUGCCAGUUCUGAAGGACCGUUUUAUCCAACUUCUCUCUGAUCCCUCUGAUCAAUCUGUCCUCAUCCAGAAACAGAUCUUCAAAAUUUUCUAUGCCCUUGUUCAGUACACAUUACCACUUGAAUUGAUCAAUCAACAAAACUUAGCAGAGUGGAUAGAAAUUUUGAAGACAGUUGUGGAUCGAGAUGUUCCAGCUGAAACCCUUCAAGUUGAUGAAGAUGAUAGACCUGAAUUACCUUGGUGGAAAUGUAAGAAGUGGGCAUUGCACAUUUUGGCUAGGCUUUUUGAAAGAUAUGGAAGUCCUGGCAAUGUUUCCAAGGAAUACAAUGAAUUUGCUGAAGUUUUCUUAAAGGCAUUUGCUGUUGGUGUUCAGCAGGUUUUGCUGAAAGUAUUAUAUCAAUAUAAGGAAAAGCAGUACAUGGCUCCUAGAGUUUUGCAGCAGACAUUGAACUACAUCAAUCAGGGUGUGUCACAUGCAGUCACGUGGAAGAAUCUGAAACCCCAUAUCCAAGGCAUUAUCCAGGAUGUUAUUUUCCCACUGAUGUGCUACACAGAUGCUGAUGAAGAGCUAUGGCAGGAAGACCCUUAUGAAUAUAUACGUAUGAAGUUUGAUGUAUUUGAAGACUUUAUUUCCCCCACAACUGCUGCUCAAACAUUGUUGUUUACAGCAUGUGGUAAAAGAAAAGAGGUUCUGCAAAAGACUAUGGGCUUUUGUUACCAGAUCCUCACAGAGCCAAAUGCGGAUCCCCGUAAAAAAGAUGGCGCUCUGCAUAUGAUUGGCUCUUUAGCUGAAAUACUCCUGAAAAAAAAGAUAUACAAAGAUCAGAUGGAAUACAUGUUGCAGAAUCACGUUUUUCCUCUUUUCAGCAGUGAACUAGGCUACAUGAGAGCACGGGCUUGCUGGGUUCUUCACUAUUUUUGUGAAGUUAAAUUUAAGAGUGACCAGAAUCUGCAGACAGCUCUUGAGCUGACAAGAAGAUGCCUGAUUGAUGAUAGAGAAAUGCCUGUGAAGGUGGAAGCUGCCAUAGCACUGCAGGUUUUGAUUAGUAAUCAGGAAAGAGCUAAAGAAUAUAUUACUCCAUUCAUCAGACCUGUCAUGCAGGCUCUUCUUCAUAUUAUUAGAGAGACUGAGAAUGAUGAUCUUACCAAUGUAAUUCAGAAAAUGAUUUGUGAAUAUAGUGAAGAGGUUACUCCUAUAGCAGUAGAAAUGACCCAGCAUUUGGCAAUGACAUUUAACCAAGUGAUUCAGACAGGACCAGAUGAAGAAGGUAGUGAUGAUAAAGCAGUAACAGCGAUGGGCAUCUUGAAUACCAUUGAUACACUUCUCAGUGUAGUUGAAGAUCACAAAGAGAUUACCCAGCAAUUGGAAGGAAUCUGUUUGCAAGUAAUUGGAACUGUUUUACAACAGCAUGUUUUAGAAUUCUAUGAAGAAAUAUUCUCCUUGGCUCAUAGUCUGACCUGCCAGCAGGUGUCAGCACAGAUGUGGCAGCUUUUGCCUCUCGUCUUUGAAGUGUUUCAGCAGGAUGGUUUUGAUUACUUUACAGAUAUGAUGCCACUGUUGCAUAAUUAUGUAACUGUUGAUACAGAUACACUCCUGUCUGAUACAAAAUACCUAGAAAUGAUCUAUAGUAUGUGUAAAAAGGUUCUUACAGGUGUGGCAGGAGAAGAUGCAGAAUGUCAUGCUGCAAAACUGUUAGAGGUAAUCAUUCUACAGUGUAAAGGUCGUGGCAUUGAUCAAUGUAUACCUUUAUUUGUGGAAGCUGCUUUAGAAAGGUUGACCAGAGAAGUUAAAACAAGUGAACUGAGAACAAUGUGCCUCCAGGUUGCCAUAGCUGCUCUGUAUUACAAUCCUCAUCUACUUCUGAGUACUUUGGAAAACCUUCGUUUCCCCAAUAACGUGGAACCUGUUACAAAUCACUUCAUUACACAGUGGCUUAAUGAUGUAGACUGUUUUUUGGGACUUCAUGACAGAAAAAUGUGUGUGCUUGGCUUGUGCGCUCUUAUUGAUCUGGAACAAAUACCACAGGUUUUAAAUCAGGUUUCAGGACAGAUCUUGCCAGCUUUCAUCCUUUUAUUUAAUGGCUUGAAAAGAGCAUAUGCUUGCCAUGCUGAGCAUGAAAAUGAUUCUGAUGAUGAUGAUGAAGCAGAAGAUGAUGAAGAAGCAGAAGAGCUUGGAAGUGAUGAAGAUGAUAUUGAUGAAGAUGGGCAAGAAUAUUUAGAAAUUUUGGCAAAGCAGGCUGGAGAAGAUGGAGAUGAUGAGGACUGGGAAGAAGAUGAUGCUGAAGAGACUGCCCUGGAGGGAUAUUCAACAAUUAUUGAUGAUGAAGAUAACCCUGUAGAUGAAUACCAAAUAUUUAAAGCAAUUUUUCAGACAAUUCAGAAUCGUAACCCUGUUUGGUACCAAGCUUUGACACGUGGUCUUAAUGAAGAGCAAAGAAAACAGUUACAAGACAUAGCAACUUUAGCAGAUCAGCGAAGAGCAGCCCAUGAGUCAAAAAUGAUUGAAAAGCAUGGUGGAUACAAAUUCAGUGCUCCAGUUGUGCCAAGUUCAUUCAAUUUUGGUGGUCCAGCCCCAGGAAUGAAUUGAAUUAUCACUACCUUUUCUCCUACUGUGUGAUUGUAGUGAAGAGCUUGUGUUCCUCCCAAUAGUGGUUCCAGAACUGGUUCAUGUUAUCUACAGCUCACUCUAAAUGAAUUGGUAGAUUGAACAUUUUUUUAAAAAACCACCAACCUAGGAAGUGGGACUUGAUCAUGCAACCUAAUACUGGAAAGAAGGAUUUAUGAUGAUAGGAAGAACUUGACACUCGAGCUUCAAAUGACACGCUGUGGAAAUCAGAAAUCAAGAGGGAAUGUCAUGAAGGCAGGUUUCUUUCUAUGAAGAAAAAAAUAAGGCAUUGGCUGCAGGACUGUUGAAAAGGUUCAUUUACAGUACACAAGCUAGAAGGCCAAUUUAAUUUUUACACCUGUGGGACUAUGAGUAUUUGCCCAACUUUCUUCUCUUCCCUUUCACCCCACUGGGAAUCUGUUCUUCUAAUGUACAUAAAGGUAAUUGGAUAGCCUUACUUAACACUUCAUCAUUUCCAUUUAUCAAGAUUGUUCAUAUGUAGAAUAUCGGACACUUAUUGUAGCACUACAUAACUGAUAAAUCUGUAAAUGAUUUAGCAUUUUCAUAUUGAAACAAGCCUGCUAGCCUAUGUACAAAAAUAGCAAGAUGUUUGUUUAUAAAAAGGGAUGUUCUGGGGAAAAUUUCAAGUUAUUAAUUUAAAACAAACUAGCAGUUUUGUACCUGGUGACUUUGUGGUGCAGUCACCAUUGGUUGUGACUUGAAUUUGGUUAUGUAAAAAAUGGUUAGUAGUAUUUCAUUGCUGCUAAAAAGAAAAAAUGGCAACACCCUAUGUGUCCUUUGUUUUUCUUAAAGCUGUCAAUGUACAAAUGGAAAUUUGGAUACAGACUCCUUCAUGUUUAAGUGCUGAGAAAACUUUUCUCAGCAGCAUGUGAAAUCUGACAUGAAGUUCUACUCUUACAGAAGUGUAUUUUGAAGUGCAGUGGUGAAAGAUCUACAUAUGCAAUCUAUUUUAAAAAAAGACAUAAUUUGGCCGGCUUCGGUUGAGUAUCAUUUAAGUUUGUUCAUUUGGAAAACUUAUCGUGUUGCUUUUUUCCAGCACGCAGGUAGAGGCUUUAAUAUCUUGUUCCCCUUCCCUCAAUGGUUCCAAAAAUAGUGGAUAUUCUUUAAUUUGCCUGAUCCAGUUGGGUUACCAAGCUCUCAUUUCUGAGACCACCAUUCUCCUUUAUACUCUUGCCUACCAGUGGUAUAGUAGCUAGUAUUUUAACUAGAAAGGCAAAAAACUCCUCCCUACUGGGACCACUAUUAAAACCACUGAAUGAAAAAGCCACCAUCAAAAUGAUGUGAGUGGACUGGCUUAGGGCCCCGUCUUUAUUUCUAUAAAUACAUAAAAUAUUAAAUGCUGGGUUUCUUGAUCUUGCCUUGAGAUCACUGGUGUCAAAUCUUUUAAGUAAAACAUUUUCAUUCUCCUGGCUGUUUUUAUAUUCAGUGUCAUCUGCUGUUACAACUGAUACUGAACAAGCUACCUUAAUUUAAAUGUAAGCCUCCAGAACUUUAAAGGCAGGUUGAAAAUGAACUGAAUUUAUAUCUGUAAAAAAAUGAAACUGAAAUGAACAUAUAUAUUAUGAUAUUCAAAAUGCAGUCUUCAGAAAAUCA
Molecule: messenger RNA, 4868 nt
Organism: Eublepharis macularius
Lineage: Eukaryota; Metazoa; Chordata; Lepidosauria; Squamata; Eublepharidae
Gene: IPO7
Product: importin 7
Exons: 25
Coding region: 120-3236 (1038 amino acids)
Biological process (GO): protein import into nucleus
Cellular component (GO): nuclear envelope; cytosol
Molecular function (GO): small GTPase binding
Source: RefSeq, a predicted model, not a curated record